AUGAUCUUUAGUGUGCCACAAGUGGUGUUUGCGGCUACCAAGCGUACUGCCAACCAUAUCAACCGCCUCCGCCAACGUGUUACUGUCCUACACCAGGAUACUCAUGUGGAUCGUAUGGCUGCUACAGCCCGAGUUCGUGGAUCGAAAAGCUUCCAACCGGUGCGGUCACGUUCAAGAGAACAUUUUGAUGAAGAGGUCACAAUCGACAGGGAUAGAGAGAUACUAAGGGACAGACUUCGAAUAGGUAAACGUCUUCAUAACGAGCCACUGACAGAAAGCGAAGAACUCGAGCUUGUGUCAUCUUCUGUAGCAGAGAAUCGAAAGAGCAAAGGACCAAUUGAUCCCAACCAAGCUUUCUUGGAUUGUUGUAUGGAUAGACAAUUACCGGAUCCAUGCCUUUCUAAAUGCAAUUUUAGGAUAUAUACCAAAGAUGCGCUUACUGCCAUGUACUUUAAACAUGAUCCUUGUCCUCUGGCAGCUAUGAAGGAAAUGCAAUUUUGCGCCGCUCAAGGAAGGUAA
Strongylus vulgaris is the source of this 519-nucleotide messenger RNA. Lineage: Eukaryota; Metazoa; Nematoda; Chromadorea; Rhabditida; Strongylidae. The record is from the annotation of a GenBank genome assembly.